AAACUUGGAAUGCAUGAUUUGCUGCGAAUAUGGGAAGAGAAAUCGUCCGUGACAAAUAUCCGAAGGAGCCAGAGGGGCGUUGCAGGUUAUGGUUGCAGAAGGAAGUACUUGAAGUGCUACAAAAACACAUUGGUACAAAAGCUAUUGAGGGACUAACUUUGAAGUUGACAAGAACUGAUACAAUUUGUUUGAAGACUGAAGCAUUUAAGGAGAUGAAGAAACUCAGAUUGCUUCAACUUGCAGGUGUACAACUUGGUGGAGAUUUUGAAUAUAUUUCAAAAGAUCUAAGAUGCCUUUACUGGCAUGGAUUUCCUUUGAAAUAUAUGCCUUCAAACUUUUCUCAAACAAGCUUAGUUUCCAUGGAGUUAGAAUCUAGCAGUCUCAAAUUAGUGUGGAAAGAGCCAAAGCUCCUUGAGAGGUUAAAAAUUCUCAAUCUUAGCCAUUCUCAGCACUUGACACAAACCCCUAACUUCUCAUACUUGCCUAAUCUUGAAAAGUUGUUACUCAACGACUGUCCACGUUUGACUGCAAUUUCAGAAACCAUUGAACAUCUCAAAUACAUUCUUUUGAUCAAUUUGGAAGAUUGCACAAGCCUUCAUAACCUUCCAAGAACUUUCUAUAAGUUGAAAUCUCUGAAAACUCUCAUUAUUUCGGGAUGCUCAAUGAUUGAUAAAUUGGAAAAUGAUUUGGACCAAAUGGAAUCCUUGGUAACUUUGAUUGCAGACAAGACUGCAAUAACACAAGUGCCAUUUUCAAUAGUAAGAUCAAAAAGCAUUGGAUAUGUUUCUUUGAGUGGUUAUGAAGGAUUCUCACGUGAUGUGUUUCCUUCUCUCAUUUGGUCAUGGAUGUCACCCACAAAUAAUUUCUCAUCUCAAGUUGAAACAUGUAUGGAUUUGGAACUUGUUUCCUCAGAUGUAGGAAAGCUUCGAAGUUUGCAAGUGGAGUACAACUCAGAUUUUCAACUAGCUGAAGGUAUUGCAAGAAUUUUGGACACUCUAUAUGCAACAUAUUACAAUGAAUUAGAAGCAACACCAACUACAUCACAGGUCUCAAACAUGGGAAGUUCAUCCAUAAUUAGUAUUUGCAAUCAAUUUCAAAUGAAUGGAUUAGUCAAGUCUCUUCUAAUUGAAGUGGGAGUCAAGAACCAAGUCAGCAACAUUCUUAGAGAGAGAGUUUUUCAGAAAUUGAGCACCAAUGAGCAUGACAAUUAUUUGUUGCCGGGUGACAAUUAUCCUGAUUGGUUGACCUUCAAUUCUGAUGGUGCUUCUAUAAUUUUCAAUGUCCCUCACGGGAAUGGACGUGACUUGAAGAUAAUGACAAUGUGCAUUGUGUAUUCUUCUUCUGCGGACACCAUCUCACUAAAAUGUUUCAAGAAUGUGUUGAUAAUAAAUUACACAAAAUCUACCAUUCAAGUGUAUAAGUGUGACACACUAGCUUCUCUUGAAGAUGACGAGUGGCAAAGCAUAAUUUCAAGUUUGGAACCCGGAGACAGAGUUGAGAUUGUGAUUGUUGUUUAUGGGACAGAAUUUGUUGUGAAGAAGACAUCAGUUUAUCUCAUAUAUGGUGAGCCAAAUAAUGAAGAUAGGGAUGCUACCGAUAUGCCAGAAGAUAAGAAUGUUGUUAGUUUUGGCAGAGCUAAAAAAGUAAGUAGUUCUAACCCUAUCACACUCAUUCAAUAAUGUGUUAUUUCAUGGUUAAUGAGAGGAGAUGAUUUUAUAACAAUUG
Messenger RNA from Arachis ipaensis, 1725 nucleotides. NCBI's taxonomy places the organism in Eukaryota, Viridiplantae, Streptophyta, Magnoliopsida, Fabales, Fabaceae. The record is from RefSeq and is a predicted model, not a curated record.